GUGUGUGUCUUGAUCAAUUGUCCUUAUUAUAUAUUCAUUGUCCUUUUAUUGAAACGUUAUGAAGUGGUUACCACUACCGAAGAUAGCGCAUGGCAUUGCUAUUUAUCCAUUCACUCCCUCUACUUUAUUACCUAUAAGACCUUAUUCAACUAGCAACGUAUCAACAACCAAUUCAGUGAUUGACGACGCCUCGACAGUCACUUCCUCAUCUUCAAAUAUUACAGAUCAACCUGCCUCAGCCAACAUAGAGGACUAUAGUCACUUGAUACCACUUGAAGUAGGUGACGAAUUAUUCAUUAUUGAGCAACAAGGUCAAUGGUACAGAGGUUACGUAUUAUGCGCAUACGAAGAGGGUAAAAAGCCAAAUAACGCACCGAUCGGUUGUUUUCCUCGUUCUCAUGUCCAAAUCAAGGAGUAUAUUGACAUUGGUUCAGACGAAGCUGACAUCCUACCAUUCAAACCUCAUGCUGACGAACAACCAAGUAGUAGACCACCUACGAUGAUUGAAAUUCCAAAUGGUUUACCGAGAUCAUUUUCAGAAUCCUAUAUUCAGUCAACAAAACAGAGUUUAAAUAUUAUCACAGACAAUGUAACACCGCCACGGCCAGGUAGCUUCAGUGAUCUUAAUUUGGAAUACCAAGCACCUGAUUUUAAAAAGCCAAAUCAUGCUCGUAUACCCCCACCACCACUACCACUCGCCAGAUUCGAUCAGUCGACCAUCACGGGAAGUUCAGAACCAUUGGUAGAUGAAAUCGCAGCUUGUGUGAGUGAAUGGAAUAGUUUACUGUACACAUAUAUAAAGCAAAGAGAUUAUAAUGCCUUUCAUAUCGUCAAGGACAAUAUCAAUUAUUUAUUUCAGGCUAGAAGACAAUUGCUAGACCAAGCCUUAUCCAGAGAGGAGCUCUCAAAGCUUCGGAAAGGUAUAGUCUAUCGUAUGGUCAUUAGCAAUUUGGAGCAGAAUCAAGACAUGAUCAUCCGUCACCCUGAAAAGGGUUAUCUAUUAGACGCAGCAAACACUUCCUUGAGCACUAUUUACAAAAUGCAUUGGAAAUUUGCUGUGACUACAACUACAUCGACCACAGCCAAAUCGAUGCCUCCUCUAUUGCCAAAAAGUAGCUCAAGUUCUUCACUAAAACAAGAUAAUGCCAUGAUUAACGCUAGUGCGGUAACCCUUAGCACGAUCAAUUCCGUUACUUCUUCAGCCACAACGACGACAACUAACAGUACAGCUGCGACAACGCCAACAACAACCUUACCCGAAAAACAUAGUCAAAAGGGUGCCAAGUUUUACCACUUGUAUUUUGAGUUUAAGGCCUGCGUAGCUCACAUUUGUCAGCCUGGAGAAUAUACCGAGCUUUAUUUUGCACUCUACUCAGCUUCAGAAAAGAAGUACCUUACCGAGCGAUUUGUCGUCAUCUUGAACCAUCAAGGCAUGCCAAAAGAUGAGAGUCAGAUUGGAAGGCUACAGACUCUUUUUGUGGAUCUAUGUACACAUGAUUUACUCGAUAAUGUCUAUCUUGUUUGUCAUAUUGUUCGAUUAGGAGGUAUGAAAUUCACAGACAAGGAGUAUUUUGGCAGUAUUAGUUCACAUACACCUUUCAUCUUACAUGGAAACAAGCAUCAGUCCUUUCAAAAGCUACCCAAUACAAACUCAACAAUCAACAUGUGCAGACGCCCCUUUGGCUGCGCUGUCCUCAAGCUAAGCUCUCUCCUUCUUCAGUUUGAUCCCGCGACCAUUUCGUCAGCUGCACCUGCGGCACAACAGCCUUCCCUGCUCGAUCACAGCAUGCCCAUAUUCAUACCAACAUCUGAAUCAGGCUAUGCCACGCUUCAUGAAGAUAUCAUUUUCAACAAUGCCAAAGAGUUUACAAAGAAUCCCAAGGCUGAGAUGAUUCGAGUGUCACUGCGCACGUUCUAUGGCUUCUUGGACGAGGUGCUCAAGACGAAUACUGCUCUCUUACAUGGUAUUCCACACACAUUAAGACUUGGAUUUGCAGACGCCGUCUUUCCCGAUGACACGCGAAACGAACUCUAUGUGACGCUGACCUCGGGCGACCUAGCUCAAUUUGGCAGAUCAAGAAACAUUCAGGUGACGAUGUGCGUCAGGGACAACCGGACGGGCGAUAUCAUUGAAAACGCCAUAUCUGCAGGGGCCGGUGCACGCCCUGUAACCUACUGGGAGAGCAUGGUCUUUUAUCACGAACUAAGGCCGACGUGGAACGAGACAGUCAAGAUCAACAUGAACGAUCUCCACCAAUGGGAGCGUUCACAUAUCUAUCUGACAGUCAAGCAUCGAAGUAGCCACUAUAACGGUCCACAAACACAAAACCAGUCUGGCGCCUCUCCUUAUUCUGGAGGAGGAGAAAAGAUCAUUGCAAUGGGAUUCCUCCCGCUCUUUUUACCACCUCUUCACCGCGACUUUAUUGCAGACGGAGUGCAUACCCUGCAUCUGUACAAGUACGAUCGUGUAUCGGCUAACCCCAGGGGGUACCUCGACAACGUCUCCUGGCUCGUCCGGUCCACUGCACCUUCCAAUAUGCAGACAGAUCAUGGAAUCAAGGCACGGUCACCGUAUGGUCAUACCAGACUCGAUCAUCACAACUCGCCUUCGAACAACAGUUUCAAGAGCAUGGCAGGAUCUAUCGCAUCAAAUGCAUUUGCAAGUAGCUCAAGCCUGAACGAAGUCAGUUCGAUUGGAUCUGGAUCGACAGUGACACAGCAACAGACAACGGCUGGAAAGGUCUCUAUGCUGCGUGAUACAAUUACGUUAUCCACCUUCUUAUGUUCUACCCAAUUCACGCAAAACAAGACUCUUGUCAAACUCUUGAACUGGCGUUCGCUGAUUGAAGAUGGAGUCGAUGGAAACGCAGAGCUGAUGACCGUUUUGGAUGAACUGACGUUUAUUGGUGAAGUAGAAGUUGUCAAGUUUCUGGGCGACAUAUUUGACGCACUAUUUGAUAUACUCGUUUACCAACAUGAGCCGACUGUGACUGAAAAGAGAGUGAGCGAGAUAAACGAUCAGGUCUUGGCAGCGAUCAUCUGGUUACUGGGCAUUGUUCAAGAUCGACGGUUCAGUAACUUUAGACCUGUGCUGGAUGUUUAUAUAGAAAAUAGGUUUUCUGUUCAAGAAUACCGACAGCAAAGCUCAAGCCUCCAAAACUACAGUUAUUUGCCCGCCAACGAGACGACAUACGAUGAACUGCUCAAGGGCCUCCAAAGGCUGUGUGAAAAUCCAGGCGAUGCGGCAAAGGCCAAACUGCUUCGUAGUAGCAUGAAAGUCUGGGACUACCUUUUUAGAUUCAUCGUACGAUCAAGGUUGUGUCAGCAGCAAAAGGAGGACCCAGACGAACGUCAGGUGGUUGACAAGAUGUACAAGGAAGGCGUGCACAAUUUACUAAAGAGCAUUCAAUCCAUCAUGGAUCCAGAUCAGCCUAAUACCAUGAUUGGUACACAGACCUUAGCACUUCAACAUUUUGCUGAUAUCCUUGUUGAGCUUCACCAAAUCUUUUCUUCACAACAGAUCAACUCUCUUGCCAUCGGCUUCAUUGACGCCUGCUCGCACGUCACGGGACGCCUCGUCGGGUUUAAAUUGGGGAUGAUUCUGAACAUUGUGAAGGGUCCGAUCUUCAACGAUCCUAGUUGCCGCUUGGAGCUUACCAAGAAUGUCUUUCGCUGGAUCCGCCUGUGGCUCAAUUCAUACAUGACAACGGCAAAGGACGUGAUAUUCGCACGACAGAUUGAGCAGCAGCAAUCUGAUGUUGAUCAUCAACAGACGAGAUUACCAAGGGCACAAUGGAUCGAAAACUUGAGACUGUCAGUCACGAUUAUGAGCGAAGUAUUAGAGAAAGUCAGAAGAUCGAUCGGCAUGACUUCGUCUGGUAUCUUUACGGUCGUCACGUCGCCAUCAUCCACUUACCCUUCUCGACCAACAUCCUUUGCUACCAGUCAUGGUGACGAGGACGUGAUUUCAGCUUCACCCGAGAGUUCACACCAUGAUCUUGUUGUCAUCACAGAUGCAGCUUUGGAACUCGUGCCUCAGCUUUUGAAUGCAUACAAGGAUAUUCAGCGCCUGACGAUCCAGGCACUGCAUGUAUCUAAUAUACCAUCUGCCUCACACGAGUCGUCGCCGAACUCUAGACCGCACUCAAGACAGUCAUUCAGUGUAAAAAGAGAAAGAGGCGGAUCAAUCACCAGCAAAAACCCUGGUGCGGAUAUUCAAGAAGCAACAAAUACUUCUAGUGUCACUAGCAGUACGCUUCGACAGGCUACUAUCAACAGUGCUGACAAAUCGAAAUUUACGGUUGUCUUACAAGCUCUCAACUCUUCACCAACCUCGCCCUUCCCUAGUACGUAUCCGCUCCAGCCAAAGACAAAUGGGACCGAUCAAGGUGCAAACAUCGAAUGCGCAGCACUGAUCAGCACUGGUCUGCUGGAUCUUACGGUUGUCUUGCUAGAACUCUUUUACUUGACACCCAAGCAGCAGUGGUUGAACUUUAUGAAAAAGAUGAUUGAACAAGAGGGCAUUGAAGAAACAGCCGAGUUCUUGCGCAAGGUUAUUUAUACCUGUAUGGCUAUCUUGUUUGGUGACAACUUGAUGUUACUUGAAGAAACAAGUUUGUUGACAGAUUGCAUGACCCGUAGCGAGGACGAUGGAACACGAGAGACACGAAAGAUCCCAAGGGAUUGGCUUAACUUGAACAUCAUUGCUCAUCAAAUUGUACUUGUUCAUAUUCUUGAGCCCAUCAAGGACAUCUUGGAACUGCCAUCAUUUAUUCCCGCUGAAGCUGCUUAUGCCACCCAUGAUGAGUUUGAGGAAGCAACAGAUCAGCGAUCUAUUGGCGAGCAGCGAUCAACUCUUUUGCUCUGGCGAGUUUAUUUUGUCGGCUUCUUACGGGUUGUUGGCAGUCCAGCGCUCGAGGUGGCUCAACUGACACCUCAGGUGCAACGAGCGGUUUGGAAAAUAGCAGGAAAUAUGCGUGGAGAAGUGGGUGCAAAGACAUUCUUAUCCCUUUGGGAACUUGCAAGGAAACAAAAGAUCUUAGAGAAACGUAUGGUGCCUCAGGAGGGAGAAGAGCAACAACAGAAUAGGAAUAGCAAGCCAGUGAUCCCGUUGACGAACGACUACUUUGGUGGUGAUUUUACGUCGUCUGUCCUUAGCGGCACGAGCUUCUUUUCAAAUGAACAUGGUCACUUUUCUGAUGAUCCCACAAGAAGAACGGAAGAGGAACCGCAUUAUCGACAUAGUAUCAGAAUUGGACCCACAGAUGAAGUUCCUCUGUCAGCGAUCCAUGAAGAAGAGAGCUUUGAUGACUAUAUCAAGACGGAUAUCUCCUUUCUCCAGGCUGAUCUCUCCUAUCACAUACUCAGUCCGAUGUGUUCUGUUAGUCUGACGCUCCAUGACCGUGUACGCCUCAAUGCUUUCUCAGUGAUUGCUGAUAUCAUUGCUAUCGAACUGUACUCGUACGGCCACUUGAUUCAUGUUCAGCACUUACUGAUCAGCACUCUGGAUCGCCUCAUCAUGUCUGAAAAUAAAGGUGACGAGCAGAUACAAAGCAAGAUGGCUGUAGAGCUUGAUUAUGCUGUAGAAUACCGACUCAAGGCAGAUGAACGACCAGAUCUGAUACCCAUCGGAAAGAAAUCGGUCGAUUCCCUCUGCAAGUUCUUAGGACUCUUGCUUCAAAUUAGGAGCCUGCCCGCUGACAACGAGUUUAUGGACGAACGUAUUACGGCGACAUUAAAGUUGAUGAAAUUCAUUCAAGUGAUUGAACGAGAAGAGAUUUACAUCAAGUACGUACACCAACUUGUACAGCUACAUCUCGACAGUCGCAACUAUAUUGAAGCUGCCCUCACCCUUCGUUUCCAUGCAGACCUUCUUCACUGGGACCCAACGGACAAGCUGGAAGAAGUACCCGAACUCUUUUUGCCUGCCCAAAGUUCGUUUAGCAGAAAGGAAGCACUGUACAUGAAGAUGAUAUCCUAUCUUGAGCAAGGAAAUGCGUGGGAACUGUGUGUAGAGUUGUGCAAAGAGCUUGCGUAUGAAUACGAAAACAACAUCUAUGAUUACAACAAGCUCUCUGAAAUACUUCAACGCCAGGCUACUUUAGUUGAACAUGUUGUGAAAAAGGAUCGCUGUUUUACAGAGUACUUUCGUGUUGGCUUCUAUGGUCGUGGGUUUCCACCAAGCAGUCGCAAUCAACAGUACAUCUACCGUGGCCUUGAAUGGGAAAAGAUGUCAUCCUUUGUGGAGCGAAUGCAGAAUCGUCAUCCGAAUGCUCAAUUACUGCCCAGCAAACUAUCCAAUGCGGCUACAUUGAAUGAAGAUCAGCUCAAGGAACUCGAAACAUCGCUUGAUGGUCAGUACCUUCAGAUCACACCUGUUGUGCCUAUUCCUAAUGCAGAUUCAAUUGCCUGUCUGACCAACCCACAUGCACCCGAAAGCGUCAAAAAGUACUACUCGUUCAACUCGGUUUCCCGAUUCUCUUUCACUCAUCCCAUCAUCAAGGAAACAGCCAAGUCUGAUGAUGACAAGCAGCCUGAAUCUGACUUUUUGAAUCUGUGGACGGAAAAGAUCGAUUUUGUUUGCGAAGAUCAGUUUCCUACCAUUGUCAGAAGGUCCCGUAUUAUCUCGAUUCAUGCAAAGGAAGUUUCACCUAUAGAGAAUGCUGUCAAAACGAUGGAAGAUAAGAAUGUAGAAUUAGCCUCAUUAGAAAAGAAAUACGCUGCCUAUUUGAACACGCGCAGAUCCUCUUCCAUCACUCAGCCAGUAAACAUCAAUCCAUUCUCAAUGUCGUUGAAUGGCGCGGUUGAUGCUCCUGUCAAUGGUGGUGUUCCUUUAUACAAGAAGGCGUUCCUUAGUAAAGAAUACUGGAACAAACACCCCGAGAUGCACCCAUGGAUUGAAAGGCUUCAAGCUGCCAUUUAUGAUCAGGUACGCAUUAUCGAACAGUGUUUGGGAACUCACAGCAAACUGGUCAGCUCCGAGAUGAAACCGUUCCAUGCUACGUUGACAGAGUUUUUCCACAAGAACUUUGCAGAAGAAAUCAAACAGCUUAAAGAAAAGAAGCCCCAAGAUAAGCCAGGUUCGAAAUCAAGCUCAUUUACGAGCCAGAGAAGAUCGACAUAUAGUGACCAUGAUAUUUCACCUACUCUAUCGCGACAGAACACUGCGGCUAGUAUUGCCAGCUUACCAGCCAUCCCAGCGUUAUCGCCCGUGAGUCGUGCGUUUUCGAUAAAAAAUUCUGUGAUUGAAGGGUCACCAGGGAACCCUACUCCAUUUCAUUCAUAUGCGUUUGAAAAUGCAAGUAUGUCUCGAGCAGAAAGUCUUUCUCGUACUUUGAAGAUGUCAUUACGUAAAAAGUCCCGCAAGAAAUCGCCUAGUAUAGCCAGUGUACAACUGACAACAAACACUGUGCCCAACAUGUCCUCAUCAUCCAACAAACCUCAAUUAUAAAUAGUUUUCAUUUAAAAAUAAAUAAUGUUUAAUAAUAGUAAUAAAAAAUAAAAAACUACAUGUAUUUAUUAUAAAUAUAUUCC
Messenger RNA from Rhizopus microsporus ATCC 52813, 7533 nucleotides. RefSeq lists its product as uncharacterized. The coding region runs from base 59 to 7450 and encodes 2463 amino acids. Gene Ontology annotation, molecular function: guanyl-nucleotide exchange factor activity; small GTPase binding. NCBI's taxonomy places the organism in Eukaryota, Fungi, Mucoromycota, Mucoromycetes, Mucorales, Rhizopodaceae. Gene Ontology annotation, cellular component: plasma membrane; cytoplasm. The record is from RefSeq and is a predicted model, not a curated record. The transcript has 4 exons. Gene Ontology annotation, biological process: small GTPase-mediated signal transduction.